AUGAAAGUGGAUGAAUUGCAUCAUGUCCGUUACUGCUAUGUGGACGAAGACCACAGUGAUAACUUAUCCUUCCAUCUUCCUAUAUGUUGCUGCUUGACAUUUCCUGUCAAAUGGAUAAAGCCUCUUCCCAAUGAUACGAAACGUCGUGUCUCGUGGAAAAAGAUCCAGAAUCCAUUCGUCUUGAAAAUGUAUCAAAAACUUGUGAGUAGAAAACUUUCAUGUUUCAACUCCUAUACGAUGGCUGGUGAACAGGAUAUUGAAUACGUUUUAUCUGGAAUUACACAGAUCUUAUCAUCUUCUGCUAAAGAGAUUCUGCCCUGCAAGAGAAAUCGCCCCAUUCUACGUCCUUAUUGGAAUAAUGAUCUCAAAAAUGCGCGUACAAAGUCAAGGGAAUGUCGAAGGAAAUGGAUAGCAGAAGGGCGACCGAGAAAUUCUGAUAACGCAUCAUUUCGAGAAUAUAAGGCAGCAAAAUGUGAAUUUCGAAAACUUUUCCGUAGAAAAUGUUUUGAACACGAAAGAAAUGAAUUCUCCAACAUGGAUGAAUUUUAUGAUAAAGAUCGUUCACGCUUCCAGAAAGAAAUUUCAGCUAAACAGAAAUCAGUUUCAGGGGUAUGUAAUGAAUUAAAAAUUGAUGGCAGAUUAAUUACUGAGAAAGAGGAACUUCUAUCCGUGUGGAAAGCUCAUUAUGAACAACUAUAUACGCCUAAAGAGUCCCCUGUAUAUGACGAACAAUUUAAAGUUUUUGUGGAACAACAGCUGAAAGAGUAUGUGGAUCUUAGUGCUAAUGUUACCAAUGACGUAUUAGAAACACCGUUUACUACAGAGGAAGUAAGCAACCUUUGUUUAAAGUUGCCAAAUAACAAAGUUGGUGGAAUGGAUGAACUUGUAUACGAACACGUCAAGUAUGCUGGGAAGCAGUUCUUUGCUGUCCUGACUGACGUUUUCAAUGCAAUUAGAGCAUUGGAAGCUAUUCCUAAAUCUGUCGAAAUUGGUGUUAUCUAUUCCCUAUUUAAAGGGAAAAAGAAGAAUAAAUUAGACAAAGAUAAUUACAGAGGUUACCUAUUAGCUGCCAAUACACACUACUUUAGUAUUAAAGUCUGGCUAACGCCAGACCAAUUUACACUGUGUAACGCCAGACGAUUUUACUUGUUAGUGGCAGAGUACUGUCAGUAAAUGGGUUAACAAACACUUCUGCCAAUGCUCUUAUUAACCCAUUAAUAGGCAAUGCACCCUGCUUUAACUAGUAUUCUUUAGUAACUCUUCAGAAUUUGCUCAGAGUCAAUGUGAGUAAAAUAUAUCUUGUAUUCAAGCGCUUUCAUGUACAAAGUUUCAUUUGAGUACGGCACAGAGUAGGAAUAUUUUAUUUUGAAUUUUUCAAAAUAUCAGGUUUUUACUCGCACGCACGUUUAUUAGCUCGAUCGAUGCAUGUGCAAAUCAUGCCGACCUACAGAAUCGAUUUCUGGUUUUUCCUAAACAGCGCGUUGUUUUGAUGUGCGUUCCAUGGGCCGCGCUAAAAAUAUAAAUAUUCUGUAAAUACCGAAAUAAAAGAUGAAAAUCUCAAGGCACAAGCUUGAAAUAACACUAUAAAUAGUGUUUUCGAUUCUGGUUCCAAUAAUAUUAUUACGAAAAAGAUAUGUCCAAAGGGGCCGAAGUUAUGUUCGGCAAAAUGUAUGGCUAGUUUACAUUGUUUGUUAUAUUAUGAAAUAUACUACCAGGCGCGGAUCUAGCCUAAACCCUGACCGUGGCGCACUCCAAAACCGUCAAUGAUUAGGGGGGUCCGGGGGCAUUCCCCCCCUGAAAAUUUUUGAAAUUUGAACCCCGGAAAUGCCAUUUCCUGAGUUCUGAGCAUCGAAUUCUUUCAUAAUUCGUCAUUAAUUACGCCAUAUUUUAGAGAGCAAAUAACGAAACGCACUAAAUAAGUCAAAUAUUUAAACAACAUACCAUGUUCUUCAACGUUACAACAUUAGAAUGUUACAAAAUCACUGUACUUACAUAAAACCACAACUCUGUACCACAUGUACUGUUCCUGUGUAUUUCAGGUUCUUCGUAGCAAAAAAUAUCCAAUUAGGGCUGUACAUCGAACUCAAUCAUCUUGGCGUUUCAGUUGCAACGUAGGUCUUUUACGGGGUGGGUUUUUUCCAGCUGCACAUGCAUCUUAUUUGUGUCUUAUUCUCGAUCAUUCGCUUAAACUGUGUAGCACGGAGAGUUGCCGUUGCGUGAACAUUGGAUUUUUCACCAUGCUGACAUAGUUUCUGGACAGCAGAAGCACUUGGAGGAAGAGCACCGGUCAUCAAUAGUUGGAGCUCGCUUGCAUUAUGCGUGCUUUCACUGCCAAAAAGAACACAAGUGACGCAAAAACCACCGUUUCCCACAGCAGAGUAAGCCAACCAUAGAAAUCGUGAUAACCAUGCCAACCGGAAACGUCUACCAAUAUUUUCGUGUGGAGGAAAAGAAAAAUCAGAACCAGGUUUCCAAUGGAAACGUUUGCACAGAAUUUCGUACUUUUUUGAAUCAGGAAGACUGGACACCAGAUUUACGUAGUUGUAGAUAUCAUUUGGCCACGAAUUUUUCUGAAGAUUUUUAGAUUUUUCUGAAGUAGGACCAGUGUUGGGAGUUACAGAUGAAAUUCCUUUACUAGUGCUGGGAAAUUUGAUUUCACUGUCUACAGUUUCUUGUAUGUUGCACGCUCGUUUCACAAGAAGCGCAUUGAUCUAAGCUAAUUUAUUUUCUUUUUGGACCAGUCGUCUGCUUUUUAGUAAAUGUAGUCACUUGUGUAGAGGAAGGAGCAGAAAAAACUUUAGUAGAAACUUUAGAAGAAACUGUAGGAGGAACUUUAGGAUGAACUGGCAUCGCAGACUUCAAUAAGGUUGGAAGGUGUGAGUAGUAUAUAAGGAGCCGGUUCUAGCACAUUUUUAAAUUGCCUCUACAAGAGCAAAAACAACGUCCAGAUUAACUAUUUGUCUUAUGUAAAUCAAAUUUUAGACCUAAUUUUAUCAUCAUAAAAGCAAUUAUAUGUUUAUUUGAAGGUAAAAAUAGUGUUUAG
This is a messenger RNA of Paramuricea clavata, 3043 nucleotides long. NCBI's taxonomy places the organism in Eukaryota, Metazoa, Cnidaria, Anthozoa, Malacalcyonacea, Plexauridae. The record is from the annotation of a GenBank genome assembly.